CGGCUAGAUAAAGCUCUCUCCAUCACGAUCAUGUCCACUGCAAAUUACGGAGACAUCAUAGAAGUAACCGCCCCUGCUGAUUUUCAUGUUCACCUUAGGGAUGGUGAACUAUCGAACCUCGUUACACCCCACGUCCACGAGGGUGGUUUCUAUCUUGCCUAUGUUAUGCCAAAUCUGGUGCCCCCAAUCACUACUACAGAGAUGGCAAUCGAAUACAAGAAAAGGUUGAAGGAUUACUCGGGAUCAUCCAAAGUGGAGUUCCUCAUGACACUCUAUCUUUCCGAUGCUCUCCAUCCCAGCGAUGUCAAAAAUUGGAAGGCUGCGGGUAUCGUGGGCGUCAAAUCAUAUCCCCGUGGCGUGACUACAAAUUCGGACGAGGGAAUCGAGAGUUAUGAUAAAUACGACGAACUAUUCAAAGCGAUGGAGGUGCACGGCAUCGUGCUUAAUCUUCACGGAGAAAUUCCAUCAGAUCACUCCAAAAACAUUUGCGUCCUCAACGCUGAGGAACGUUUCCUUCCCGUUCUCGCAAACCUAGCCAACAAAUACCCUAAACUGCGUAUCGUUCUCGAACAUGCGACAACUGCAGCUGCGGUCAACGCUGUCAAAGCCUGCGGUGACAAUGUCGCAUGCACAAUCACAGCACACCACCUCGCCCUCACAGUAGAUGACUGGGCAGGCCAAUCUUUCCACUUCUGUAAACCUGUUGCCAAAUUUCCAGAUGAUCGUCACGCCCUUCGAGAAGCUAUCAAAUCCGGCAACAAGAAAUUCUUCCUCGGUUCUGAUUCUGCACCGCAUCCGAGCCUUUCAAAAUCGACAGCAACAGCGACAAGCGGGUGUGCAGCAGGGGUUUAUACAUCUCCUAUUCUUCUCCCCCUCGUCGCGCACCUCCUCGAUUCGUUCGGAGCGAUCGACAGGUUGGCUGAUUUUACGAGUAAUUUUGGGCGCGGAUUUUAUCAGAUUCCGGCGGAUUCAGACGCUCCGAAGGUUCUGGUCGAGAAGGUGCAAGGGGUGAGCGUGCAAGCUGAAUAUAGUAACGAGUGGAAGACAGUCGUGCCUUUCUGGGCAAACAGACAGAUCGAGUGGCAGAUUGUAAAUGUCAAGGAAUGAUUGGGGGCGAGAUGUUCGAAGGCGAGAAGGAACGACUGUCUUCGUUCGUGCAUGGUCUGACUACGGGAGACUGGUUCUCGCCCACACUUUGAUUCGAACAUGUACUUAGUAUAUAGCAUACAAGAAGUCCACUCACCUUGUGAGCCACAUCAUCUCCUUACUUGCCGACUUAGCUUGCAGCUGCGGGUUGGCACGCUCUCAAGGAGCUAGUCUUUGCCACCGCCUUAAAUUAGCCAAUUAGUAUCUGCUCUCCACAGCGCAGACUGUGUCAAUUGCUUGAUGGAUUUCAUCAGUACUUUACCUGUGUAUAAAUGAUAUCGAUGGCAAUGGAGUC
Messenger RNA from Suillus subaureus, 1441 nucleotides. Its product is annotated as dihydroorotase. Gene Ontology annotation, molecular function: dihydroorotase activity. Gene Ontology annotation, cellular component: cytoplasm. The transcript has 2 exons. The record is from RefSeq and is a predicted model, not a curated record. Gene Ontology annotation, biological process: pyrimidine nucleotide biosynthetic process; 'de novo' pyrimidine nucleobase biosynthetic process. NCBI's taxonomy places the organism in Eukaryota, Fungi, Basidiomycota, Agaricomycetes, Boletales, Suillaceae. Bases 31 to 1107 code for a protein of 358 amino acids.